UGAAGAGGCGUCUUCUGUGAGUAGUGAAAGCUUUUAAACCGCUGGUGGGUUCAGCUUGCGGCAUGAGUUUUGUGACCAAGGCGAUUGUGGCAGACUCCGCGGCUUGUAUCUCAGGAACGUGAGCAUAGAUUCAUAGUAUGGAUCCUAAAGAAUAUCUCCUUUCAUCUUUGGCAUAAGUCAAAUGAGAAAUCCAUUAGGCUUAAAAUAAGAAGACCUGAGUAUUACUCUUCAAAUUAAUAUUAUCUGUGACGAGAGAUUUUUUGAAGCACCGUUGUAAUUGUUCUGUUUAGAUCAAGAUGUCUAACAAAGCAAGUGCUUCCAAGAAAAGGUCUCAACAGUUAAAAAGAAACCCAAAAAGAAAAAUUGAUGAUGAGGAAGUGGAGUUACCAGAGAAAAAGGUUAGAAACACAGCAAAAAAUAAAAAUCCAAAGCAUCUGCCUUCUGAAGUAACAGGACAAACAGAGCAUACUAAUCUAAAACAGAUUAAGAUAGCAUCCAACAGGAGAAAAACCUGGCAUCCUCUUUCAGAGAGUAGCAGAGAGCAUUUGCAAACUAUGAUGGACUCCAUAAUAAUAGCAAUUCUGAGUAACAAUAUUAGAGAAAAUGAACGAGUUCAGUAUCAUCUUAACUAUCUGAAGAAAAGAUUGCUACAACUGUGUGAAACCCUUAAAGUCCCUCCCAAAAAGCUGAAAGAUUUAACUAACGUGUCAAGUCUACUGAAAAUGGAAAAGGCACAGCACAGAGAUAAUGAAGAAGGUCUGGCGUUAUUGCAGGAAGAAAUAGAUAAAAUAGUAGAGACCCUAGAGUCAAUGACUGGGAAUAUUCAGAGCCUAAGGAACAAAGUGCAAGUUCUGACGAGUGAGGUGGAAGCAGAGGAAGAGAAAGUAAAGCAGAUGUUUCAAAUAGAUAGUAGUGGGGUACUCUGUCUUCCAGAACUUUCUCAGAAGAGUCUCAAAGCACCCACACUUCAGAAAGAAAUUUUGACAUUAAUUCCAAACCAUAAUGCUCUUCUGAAGGACUUGCAUGUGCUCCAUAAUUCAUCCCAGAUGAAGAAUAUGUUAACUUUCAUCGAAGAAGCCUAUAAGAGACUGGAUACCUCUUAAAGAGUUUUUUUUAGACUGUUCUGUCUUAAUUUAAUGUUUAUGAGUUUGUAAAACUGUUAGCCUAUGAUGAUACUGCAGAGGCUGAGUCUUCUUUGGGAUUUAUUUCCAACAUACACUUAAAAUUAGCCUCUGUAGAUCUAAUAGCAUCUAAUGUAGUCCUAAAAACUGUUUAUAGUAGUUGCCAAAUCUAGGAACUCACAUUUUGGUUGCUGUGUCUCUGGUUGUUUGCCUGAGCUGCAAUCUAAUGACUUACAAUGGCUGAAUAGAGCUCAUUUAUUGGUUAGUGCAGAGGAACUGUGAUACUGUAAUGUAAUAUAUGUAAAGUGUGUAUAGUGCCUAGUACAUAAAAACAUAACUGUUUGCAACGAUUAUUCUUUAGUUCAUGACUUGUACUUUCUGUGUGGUCAUCUGGAACUUGAGAAAUCCCCAAAUGCUUUUAUUCUUUUACAUAGCCCUCUAGACUUUUUGUGACGUAAGAUUUGCCAGGUGUCUACCUUUGGGUGUAGCAUGAACAUUUUAUUUCUUUGGUUGGAUUAUUGACUAGAUGAAUAUUUUCCACUGUCAUCAAAACAUACUUUUAUUUAAAAGGAACGUAAGCACAUUUAAUCCCUUAAAAGAAAAAUCAAAAAAACCCUUUCUCUAAACCUUUUCUCAUUGUAGUAAUAUUAGGAGUUAGUUGGACAAUUAGGUAGUCAGGGCCAGGGUCCCCAACAAGAAAACAUGGAAUCAGGACAGCUAAGACAAAACAGUACUAACAUCCUAUUUUGCACUCGCAUUUUGGUUUGCAGCCUUUGUAGAAAUGACUUCUGCAAAAUGAAUUAACACGGAAGGAUGUAAUGCUCUUGUUAAAUCAAACCCUCUCUGAGGCUGAGAAACGGGGGGUCCUGAAAAGUAUGGGGACAAACAGCAACUUCAUUACCAGGUUAUUACCAGAGCCCUUGGGUGGCUUCUAAUUCCCUACUAGAGCCCAAGCUGUCCCUCCUCAAGACCCCAAUUGGGACCCUAAUGAUCCCCUCAGAAAUGGGUACCAUGGUCACUUCCAGGCUUACAUCCUAGAGGGAUUAAAAAGGUCAAAGGUUAAGCCCCUGAGUUAUGCCAAGUUGCCUACUGUCACCCAAACUCAAGAGGAGAACCCAAUAGCCUUCUUAAAGAGGUGAGAGAGGCUCUCAUUAAAUACAGCUAUCUACCCAGGCCAAGAUCAUUCUCAAAGACAAACCUGUGAACCAGUCAACCCCAGAUACUUGAAAAAAGUUGGCUGUUGGCCCAGAGCAGACCCUAGAAGAGUUCUUAUGAGUGGCUAAGCGGGUCUUUUACAACCAGGACCAAGAGGAGAGUAAGGAACAAGAAAGACUAAGAAGUCCAAGGCCCUAGUUGUGGCCUUAUAUACGGUUACCAACUUGGCCCCUCAAAGCUCUGAUACCAAAUGCCACCUCCGUGGCCACCCAGGUUACUGGAAGCAAGAAUGCCCUCAAAGGCAAAAGUCAAAGCCCUGCAAACCCUGUCCUACAUGUGGAGGAGGACACUGGGAAUCUGAACGCUCUUGGGGAUCUCAACCUGCAAGGGCUUGGACAACCAGCACCCCCGACAGGGAUGAUGCGGCCCAGGGCUCUUCAAGGUGUCUCCCCCAGAACAGCUUGCCAUUGGGAAGCCAGAGCCUAGGGUAAUUCUGGAGAUAGAAGAAAAGCCAGACAAUUUCCUUUUUGAUAUUGGAGACACAUUUCGUGUUCUACUCUCCACCCCAGACCAACUGUCUAACCACAGCAUUAUUAAGGGUGUCACUGGACAGCCUGUAACCAAAUUUUUUUCUCACCCGCUGGGAUGCAUUUGGGGAGAUCUGAUUUUCUCACUCCUUCUUAAUAAUGCCUGAGAACCCCACACUUCCUCUAGGUAGAGGUGUCCAAUCUGGGAACUCUCAUGUUCAUAGCCCCUUGAGAGACUAGCAAUUGCCUCCCCUUAAUAGAAGCCGACAUUUAUCCUCAGGUCUGGGCAACUCGGGGAGAGGUGGAUCGGGCCUUAACUGCAGUGUCUGUCCACAUACACCCCACAACUUUCCCUUGUCGGAAACAAUACCGUC
Ailuropoda melanoleuca (giant panda) is the source of this 3177-nucleotide messenger RNA. RefSeq names its product centromere protein Q (gene CENPQ). Bases 297 to 1103 code for a protein of 268 amino acids. Gene Ontology annotation, cellular component: nucleus. The record is from RefSeq and is a predicted model, not a curated record. The transcript has 10 exons. Lineage: Eukaryota; Metazoa; Chordata; Mammalia; Carnivora; Ursidae.